AUGUGCUUCUUCGAUCAGCACCGCUUUGCCUGUGGCGACUGGAAGUGGGGUCACUUCCGACAGCACUGCGCCAAGGAGUACCGAAUGGGUGAGACAUGCGGCAUGAAGCUCGUAAUGCAGACGGUUCCCACGGGCACAAAGUGCAAACUCUGCGACAAGAUCGAUACGAAGAUGCGCCGCCGGGCGGCUGAGGUCGACCGAAUUGGUCGGUGGCAGCGCGAAGGAGCCAAGUUCCGCGCUUCGAUUGACAAGGCGAUGGAGAUCAUCCGAAACUUGGACUGCGAGAUUUACGAGCUGAGUUGUGAGCGUCAGCGACGACUGCAAGCAAUUGGCCAUUGA
Molecule: messenger RNA, 339 nt
Organism: Parastagonospora nodorum SN15
Lineage: Eukaryota; Fungi; Ascomycota; Dothideomycetes; Pleosporales; Phaeosphaeriaceae
Exons: 1
Coding region: 1-339 (112 amino acids)
Source: RefSeq, a predicted model, not a curated record